Gymnodraco acuticeps is the source of this 1192-nucleotide messenger RNA. RefSeq names its product V-set and transmembrane domain-containing protein 5. Bases 347 to 925 code for a protein of 192 amino acids. Gene Ontology annotation, biological process: positive regulation of excitatory synapse assembly; filopodium assembly. Gene Ontology annotation, cellular component: axon; dendrite; plasma membrane. NCBI's taxonomy places the organism in Eukaryota, Metazoa, Chordata, Actinopteri, Perciformes, Bathydraconidae. The record is from RefSeq and is a predicted model, not a curated record. The transcript is spliced from 5 exons.
UGUGAUUCAACCUAUAUCCUGGUUUCAUUUUGUGAAAGUGUGUCUGCAUAUACAGGUGUGGGCCUGCUGGCACUAACUUGCGCAGGUAUGAAGAGAAACCCAGCUCAGUCCUGAGCCAGGAGGGAAACUCCAGCACUUCUGGGACCAAAAACAAUUCACUUCUCUCAAAAUCAAGGCGGAAGUCAUUCAAAGAUUCACCUGGACAAAGAGCUUUGGAAUAAGACACCCUGGGAUCGAGGAGAGGCUGUCUUGGAAGGAGAAACACAGAGAGGAGAAUACUUCAGAAUGUGAAAUAACCCGGAGGAGAUUCUUCGCCUGCGGUUCGACCGAUGGGUCUGGGAUUCUAAUGUGGCAUUUCAGGCUCUGGGAUGUACAAGAUGUUGCUGUGUUUCUCAGCAUCACAUUAUAUAUGUGUCACCUAGCUGGAGCCAUCUCCAUUCACUCUCCCCAGAGGAGCCUGACCCGCUCAGUGCAGGAGGAUGUGUUUUUCUCACUGGAAGUUUCCUGCGACGGGACCCCCACCAUACAAUGGACCUUUAUGUCAGGAGCGGUGAGCCGCACCAUAGGCACCUGGCAGCCGGGGGGGUACACCAACAUCACGGAGGACUACAGCGGCAGAGUGCAGGCCUUCAACAACGGCUCCAUGGGGCUGUCGGACCUGCGGCUGCAGGACGCGGGGCACUACGUGGUCACUGUCACAGAAACAGCAGGAAGCAGCAAGGACACUGGCUUUGUCCUGAAGGUGAAUGAGGUGCUGUACGAGGACCUGCAGUACCUCUCUGUCUCAGCCCUGGCUCUGGCCUGUGUGGCUGCUCUUCUCAUGCUGAGUACCUGGCUGCUGGACAAGGCCUACAGGAGGAUAGUGGCAUGGAGACGAAGGAAACAGAUGCCAGAAAAUGAUGCCACAGAGCUGCAGCCUCUUUGAUGGACGUCUGCACCGCCGGAAGAAACUACACACUGUUCACUUAACACAAGAGUUAUUUUUAAAGUUAGAUGUAAAUAAAAUGUAUCUUAUUUUUUUCUGUUGAACAUGUUACUUACACAGAGGAAGGCAGUUUAAUUAUGAAAACUGUGUACCAUGUUUACAUUUGUAUUGAAUGCACAUGCUUUACAGCUGAUAACACUGGAUGAAUGUAAAUAUAUCCCUCAUGAUAUUGGAAAACAAUACAUACUGUAUUUAUUGUCUAAACAA